Alternaria arborescens is the source of this 2394-nucleotide messenger RNA. RefSeq names its product Sulfate permease 2. Gene Ontology annotation, biological process: transmembrane transport. NCBI's taxonomy places the organism in Eukaryota, Fungi, Ascomycota, Dothideomycetes, Pleosporales, Pleosporaceae. The transcript has 4 exons. The record is from RefSeq and is a predicted model, not a curated record. Gene Ontology annotation, molecular function: secondary active sulfate transmembrane transporter activity. The coding region runs from base 1 to 2394 and encodes 797 amino acids. Gene Ontology annotation, cellular component: membrane.
AUGGCUUCAGCUGGUCGCAACGCGGCCAAGGUCCUUGGAAUAAAUCUUGACUACCGGAAAGAGCCCGAGGUGUCUGGCGCCGCGUCAAUAUCUUCUGUGGAAACAUACGUCGAACGUGAACCUCCCGCGAUAGAAUGGCUCUCUCAGUUCAAGCCGUCAGCGACCGCCACAACGCGUUACCUGAGGAGUUUGUUUCCCUUCUUGGACUGGAUUUUCCACUAUAACUUGACAUGGCUAUUUGGAGACUUUAUUGCCGGUUGUACCGUUGGAUUUGUUGUUAUUCCUCAAGGCAUGGCAUACGCUCUGCUUGCGAAACUGCCUCCCGAGUAUGGCCUCUACACAAGUUUUGUUGGCUUCAUCCUCUAUUGGGCCUUCGCUACAUCCAAGGAUAUCACCAUUGGUACCGUCGCUGUCAUGAGCACCAUCGUCGGAAAUAUCGUUACCAAAAUCCAGGAAAAACAACCAGAGAUUGAAGCUGUGGACAUUGCUCGAGCUCUAUCCGUCAUCGCUGGUUCUGUUCUACUUUUCAUCGGUCUUACACGGCUUGGAAGGAUCGUCGAGCUCAUUCCUCUUGUUGCUAUCACCUCAUUCAUGACGGGCGCUGCUAUCUCGAUCGGAGCCGGCCAGGUCCCAGCACUAAUGGGUAUAUCUGGCGUCAACACACGCGGUCCUACAUAUCUGGUCGUCAUCGACACUCUUAAAGGCCUUCCACGCACGAAGCUCGAUGCUGCUAUGGGUCUGACUGCUCUGUUCAUGCUAUACGCCAUCCGUAUAUUCUGCAACUUCAUGUCGAGGAAGCAGCCUUCAAAGCAAAAGGUCUGGUUUUUCGUAAGCACACUGCGAAUGGCUUUCGUCAUUCUGCUAUACAUUAUGAUCAGCUGGCUUGCCAACAAAGACAUCAAAGGCCUUCAUAAUGCUAAGAACGAUGUCAAGAUGGCGAAGUUCAAGAUCCUCGGUCGUGUACCAAGGGGCUUUCAGCAUGCUGGUGCUCCGAACAUGGACACGAAGCUCCUCUCGGCAAUUGCACCCGAUAUCCCGGUCACGAUUAUCGUAUUGAUUCUCGAACAUAUCGCAAUCUCGAAGUCUUUCGGACGAAUCAACAACUACGUCAUCAACCCCUCGCAAGAACUGGUUGCUGUGGGCUUCACGAAUGUGAUCGGUCCAUUCCUUGGCGCCUACCCUGCUACCGGGUCAUUCUCGCGUACUGCUAUCAAGUCGAAAGCAGGUGUCCGUACCCCACUUGCUGGUAUCUUCACAGCGAUCAUUGUCCUCCUGGCUUUAUACGCUCUAACCGCAGUCUUCUUUUACAUUCCUUCAGCCGCUCUCGCUGCUGUCAUCAUCCACGCUGUCGGAGAUCUCAUUACUCCACCCAACGUUGUUUUCCAAUUUUGGGAAACGUCGCCUUUGGAGGUUGUCAUCUUCUUCGCGGGUGUCUUCGUAACAGUUUUCACGAAUAUCGAAAAUGGUAUAUAUGUUACCAUUGCAGCUUCAUUCGCACUUUUGCUUUGGCGCCAGCUGUUCACCCACGGUGCCAUUCUUGGCAAAGUCCGCAUCUAUCGCGCCACCCCGGAGACGAUGGCCAACAAGCAAGACAGCCAUUUAAUUCCAGGCUCUGAUGCUUCUGUCCGAGAAGCCUUUAUUCCAAUUGACCGCAAGGAUGGCUCAAACCCGCUUGUUGAUAUUGAGUCUCCUUAUCCCGGUAUACUGAUCUACCGCUUCACUGAGGGCUUCACAUAUCUCAACCAACAAGGUUACAUGGACGAAAUUGUGCAUCAUGCGCAGACAAUCUCUCGUCCAACAGAGCUUAACAAAUACACAAAGAUCGGUGAUCGACCAUGGAACGACCCAGGUCCGCGUCGCGGAAAGCAGCUGAAUCUCGAUGAUAACCGACCUAUCCUCCGUGCGAUCAUUCUGGACUUUAGCGCCGUCAACAAUGUCGAUGUUACGUCGAUUCAAGGUCUCAUUGACGUGCGCGCACAACUAGAUCGUCAUGCAGCACCUGAAACUGUAGAAUGGCACUUCGCGUCGAUCAACAGCCGCUGGACUAAGCGCGCUUUGACAACUGCUGGCUUUGGUUACAUCGACCGCGAAAGGUUCGCAGCACGUCAGCAUUGGAACCCAGUAUUCAGCUAUGCACCUCUCGAUAAUUCGGGCGCGAAGCUACACGACGAAGAGGCGCAGGAUGAAAUCCAUGCCGUCAACAGGAGCAAAGGACUACCGAGUGGCAAGGUCACCACUGUGCAUGGACAGAACAGACCGUUUUUCCAUAUUGAUGUAGCGGCCGCCGUUGAGAGUGCUAUUGCCGGCGUUAAUGGGAAGCUGGCACAGGUCAGCUCAGGAAGCUCACACGAGCAUGAGGUCGGGCAGACGGAGUUCACGACCAAACAUGAUUAG